This is a messenger RNA of Schistocerca piceifrons (Central American locust), 825 nucleotides long. Its product is annotated as zwei Ig domain protein zig-8-like. The record is from RefSeq and is a predicted model, not a curated record. NCBI's taxonomy places the organism in Eukaryota, Metazoa, Arthropoda, Insecta, Orthoptera, Acrididae. The transcript is spliced from 6 exons. Gene Ontology annotation, cellular component: neuron projection membrane. Bases 1 to 825 code for a protein of 274 amino acids. Gene Ontology annotation, biological process: synapse organization.
AUGUCCCGCUACACGUUUUCAGCUACUUUGUCGCUAGCCGGCGGGUCGCAGCCACCUGGAGGCAGUGCUGCCAACCAACUGGGAGGCGGAGGGUCCGCCCCCUACUUCGACAGGUCGGCGUCGCGCAACGUGACGGCCCUGCUGGGGAAGACGGCUUACCUCAACUGCAGGGUCUACAACCUCGGCAACAAGACGGUGUCGUGGGUGCGGCACAGGGACGUGCACCUGCUGACGGUGGGCAGGUACACGUACACCAACGACCAGCGGUUCCGCGCCAUCAACCAGCCGCUGAGCAACGACUGGACGCUGCAGCUCAAGUACCCGCAGCACCGCGACGCCGGCGUCUACGAGUGCCAGGUGUCCACCACGCCGCACAUGAGCCACUUCGUGCACCUCAACGUCGUCGAGCCGACGACGGAGAUCGUGGGCGGUCCGGACCUGUACAUCGACCGCGGCAGCACCAUCAACCUGACGUGCGUGGUGCUCUUCAGCCCGGAGCCGCCGGCCUACAUCUACUGGAGCCACAACGACAACAUCAUCAGCUACGACAGCCCGCGGGGCGGCGUGACGGUGAUCACGGAGAAGGGCCCCACCACGACCAGCUUCCUGCUCAUACAGCGCGCCACGCCCGCCGACUCGGGCCGCUACCAGUGCAACCCGUCAAACGCGCAGGCGCGGCCCGUCAACGUGCACGUCCUGCAUGGCGAACACCCGGCGGCGAUGCAGCACGGCAACAGUGGUCGGCGUUCGGCGCCGUCCGGCGGACUCUGCCUGGCUCUGGCUGCGUGGGCGGUGGCGGUCGCUGCCCUCGGCUCGCUUCUGUAG